Molecule: messenger RNA, 1246 nt
Organism: Ailuropoda melanoleuca (giant panda)
Lineage: Eukaryota; Metazoa; Chordata; Mammalia; Carnivora; Ursidae
Gene: C8H11orf65
Product: chromosome 8 C11orf65 homolog
Exons: 8
Coding region: 166-1011 (281 amino acids)
Source: RefSeq, a predicted model, not a curated record
GGCGGGGCCGAGGGGCGGUGCUAAGAGGGUGGAGCAAGGGGCGGGGCCUCGAGGCGGGUGAGAACGGAAGUAGAGCGCGUCAUUUCCGUCUGCGUCAUUUCCGUCUGCAGUGUAACCGAAGAGUCCGGCGGAGCUCCGGACUGCAGCGAUUGACAGGACUUUCAAAUGCCUUGGGAAGAGGAGUCAGAACUUACAGAGAGGGAUAAUGCUGCCAGAGUCAUUCAGAAGGCCUGGAAAUGUUUCCUUGCAGAGCUUCUAGAUGCUGCUGCUGGCGUUCAUGUACGAUUCAGAUUAGGUGGUGUUAAAUUUCCACCUGAUAUAUACUAUAAAAUUUUCACUCAUAGACAUAUUGAAGAUCUGUGUGCUAAUAGCCCUAGAGAUUAUACAAAACUUCCAGCAAAAUAUACAUCUCAUAUUAAAAGUGGCGAUCUUCAGGAAGAGGAUCGUAGUGGCUGGUAUCGUCGUGUAGAGAACAAUGGCUGGAGGCCUGUCUCUGAUACAUUUUGGGUGUCUGCUGAAAAUGUAGAGGUGGGAGAAGAAAAAGAAAUCGAAUUCCAUUUCUCUAAACUGAAGAGAAGGCAAGAUAUGGAAAAGAAAAGAAAAAUUAGAAAGAUAGAAUGGAUGAGGAAAAUGUACUAUGCAGGAAGCCUAGAGGCUAAGUCAACAAAUCGUAGAACUCUAGAUUUAAUUCACACGGCAACCAAGGGGCUAAUGAGAGCUGUCGAAGGCGGUGGAAUAGAUUCUGUGAUGGAAUGGGAAGUGGAGGAAGUGCUGACCUGGACAAACGCACUGAACUUUGAUGAGUAUAUUGCCAACUGGAAGGAAAUUGCUACAAGCAACUCUUCAGAUAACUUCAAAAGUUACACAUUUGAGCAACCAUGGAAAAACAGAUAUGACUAUGCAGAUGUAUCAGAGGAGAAAAUGGGAACACCAGAAGAUAAUUUAGAUGGAAAUAUUUAUAAAAAAACAAAUGCUACUAGAUUAACACCCGAUUCCACUUACGGAAUAUAAAUAUGAAGUAUUCUGCUUUUCUGAGCUAUAGCCCCUCAAGCCUGGAUUCUAUUGGUCAUAGUCAAGAGAUAGUUUAUUCUGACUGGAACAACUUGCAUAUUCUCGGCACAGAAUCUAUGCAGCUCAAUUAAGUAAGGAAGCCUAAAGAGAAAUAGGACAUCAGACUGAAUCCAAUGGUCAUGGAAAAUGUAGAAAUUACUCCUUGUAUUCUAACAGUCCCACUUGAAUAAAUACA